AUGUUGCGCAAGUCGCUGCUGUCGUGUUUGUGGUGGGUGGCCUCUUGCCGGAAGUUCGACUUCACGAACGGGCAAGAGCAAUCCUGCCUCAUGCAGCUCGCACCACAGCGCUACCGAGAGUCCAUGCCCGGGUCAAGCUGCUCGAGCGCCUCGUGGACAGAGCAACUGCUCUUGGACCCACGGCGGCCAAUUGUGCCAAAGGGUGGCGGCCACCAGACAUCCGCGGUGCUGAGGGGCAACUUUGCCUUGACGGCUUGGAGCCAGGUAGACACAGGGCUUUCUCCAGAGCCCCGGGCCGCCAUCCUCAUAUACAGCAGGGACCACUCCGGGUGGCACCUGAACGCCAACCUUACGGCUCUGGCAUCGUGGAACGCUACAGCGGGCCCGACAUGGGCAAAUGCUGAUCUGGGUGCAGACAUCGUGAUCGCCUAUAACGUUCGUGACCCUCCCCCGACAGUCUACACCUGGGCCUACACUGGGACGUCCUGGAGCUUCGUGAACCAUGAACAGUUCCCUGAAGGUAGCGGCUGCUCCCAUGGUUGCCUUCAGCUGGGGGGACCUCGCCUGGUGUUUAGAUCGGCUUCGGGGCUUCUACAAACCUUCCAGCGUCAGGGGAUGAGUUGGUCCCGACUGCCUUCCGCAGAUCUCACAAGCCCGACGACCAUUAUCCCGCCCCGAUUUGCAGUCGACGAAGAGCACCUCGUCCUCGCCACCGUGAAUUUCGUUGCCAGCCCGCCCAACAUAGUCAGCACUGUUUACAUGUAUGAGUGGGCAGGCAGCUCGUGGAGUGGGCCGGUUGCGAACUUUACUCCCUUUGCUUCCCCGCCUGGAUGGCUACUCUCGAAGCUGGCAGUGGAGGGCAACUACGCACUGGCGGUCCUCAAUGACGGAUCGGCGAGCCAUACUGCAGUCGUCUACGAACGCCGCAACGGCUCGUGGGCGGAGGUCUAUCGCCAAGAGGUCGCGCCCGCAAAUGUACCGUCCGCUUUCUGCCAAGAUGCAGAUAUUUCCAGCUCUGGCAAAGCAAUAGUGGCAGUUGGCGUGGUCGAAGCAUCUGGAAUGCCUCGUGUGAUGCACAUCAGCUUCUUCGAGAAAGGUGCCGAUGAUCUUUGGGGUCCAGCGCAGACGCUGUUCGUCAACAGCACUGUGGAUGACUAUCAAGUGGGCAUUUCUGCAUCAGCCGCAGUCCUGACUGGCUUUGUGUCCGAUGUUCCAGGACGAUUCGUAAAUGUGACGGCCACUGGCAGCAUCAUCGGAUGCAACGCGCCCGAGCCAACGACCCCGAGCCCGUCGUACAGUUACUCCUACUCCCGUCACUUUCGACGCUACCGACGCUGCCCAAAGUGGUGUGCUGCGCCACAUCUGCGCCGCUUCACGCGCAGGAUGUUCUUUUGGAGGAGGUGUGGACGCUGCAAGGCCUGA
Molecule: messenger RNA, 1422 nt
Organism: Symbiodinium natans
Lineage: Eukaryota; Dinophyceae; Suessiales; Symbiodiniaceae
Source: the annotation of a GenBank genome assembly